Molecule: messenger RNA, 681 nt
Organism: Cooperia oncophora
Lineage: Eukaryota; Metazoa; Nematoda; Chromadorea; Rhabditida; Trichostrongylidae
Source: the annotation of a GenBank genome assembly
CUCUCGAGGAAGCCGACCGGCAUAGCAGAUCAGAUCGUAACGGAUGAGAAUGGGAGACGCAGGUUCCACGGUGCAUUCACUGGAGGUUUCUCAGCCGGCUACUACAACACUGUUGGCACAAAGGAGGGAUGGACUCCACAGGAAUUCCGCUCUUCGCGAGAUCAGCGAGCAGUCAAGUUUCAACAAAGAGCUGAAGAUAUAAUGGAUGAAGAGGAUCUGGGGGAGUUUGGUAUAGGAGCGCGACGAAUCCGUACUGUGGAAGAAUUUGGCUCGGGUCGAUCGGCAGAGAAACGAAUGGCAUGGGAACAUGACGUGACCAGCAGUUCCAACACUUCGAUGGCGAUGCACUUGGAGAAUAUUAUAAGGCCAGUCAGCGACUCCAUCGGCAAGCGAAUGCUUCGGUCGAUGGGUUGGCGAGAAGGACGAGGUGUGGGGUUAACGACAGCGAAGACAAAAAGGCAAUUUGACGAAGUGGACACGGAGCAGAUGAAGGCCAAGGCACCGGGCGGAUUCGAUCCUGCCGCAGAAGAUGUGCUUAUGACGCGACUGCGCUCUGUCGAAGGUGUUCAUGGUCUCGGCUACGAGGCAAUGAGUGCGUCAUCAGUGCUUGAUGAGCGGUAUGGUCGCAUUGCGUCAGCUUUCAAGACAAAUGCAAAGAGUCGUGGGAUUAAAGGACAGGUG